AUUCAACCAAAUGAGAUGUCUGAGACUGUUAAAGAAAACAAUGGAUGCAAUACUCGACGAUCAUUUGUUUACGGAUAUCUCAUCAUAUGGCAGUCUCCUGUAUUGUGAACUUUGUACUGUUAUUAACCUAAAGAUUACUGAUGGGACUCAAGUGCAGAAAGCUGAGCACUUAUUUAACAAGUGGACGAAAUGGUUCACUUCUGUGGGCAGUCAGAUCCUGACACCAGACCAAACUCCCAGAGCAAGACUGAGCAUCAGUUUUUUAAGAAAAGUU
Candidula unifasciata is the source of this 274-nucleotide messenger RNA. NCBI's taxonomy places the organism in Eukaryota, Metazoa, Mollusca, Gastropoda, Stylommatophora, Geomitridae. The record is from the annotation of a GenBank genome assembly.